AUGUCUACCCGCAACCGAACACCAGCAGCACUCAAGCCUUACCUCCGCCUACCCUCCGAAACCUCUCUCAUACUCCUGACCAGCACACUAAGCUGUACAGUGAAUUGGCUCACACCACGAUUCAUCAUCGCCGCGAUCAAUGGCAGCGGCCAUGGCGACCACACAGACACACAAAGCGUGCCGGGAGCAAGAGAAGAAGGCAGUACCGUGAUACUCACAAGUUGGAUGCGCAAUCAAGCGUACUGGAAGACUGAGCUGAGACGAAUAACGGCCGGCAUGGAUAUGGACAAAGUGAUAGCAACUGGGAAGCUAGCAUUCGUAGAUUGCUUCACAAACCUCACACAACUAGCACCAGAAAAAGCCCUUAGUGAGCAGGAGUCACGAAUCACACAAGCCAUCGCCAAAGCCAACGGAGCUGGCAGAAGAAUAGUCCUAGUCCUAGAAAAUCCAGAUAUCCUCAUCGCCUUAGCCCUCACCACAACCUACGACCUGAGUGACUUCCUCCUCAGACUGCGGAAUCAAGUGCACUCGACGGUCCUAGUCUGUAACGCAGACCUCCCGCUCGUAGCAGCAGCGACAACGAGCCAAGAAGGCAUGCAGAACACACCCAUCGAAGCAGAGACCGCGGCGUUUCUGGUCCAACAGGCGCAUGCGGCGCAAUAUGUGCUAGGCGUUCGAGAACUAGAGACGGGCGCGGCCAAGGACGUGAGUGGUGUGUUGAGGGUGACGAGAGGUGGUGCGGCGUACUCAUGGGAUGAUGAAGAAGAUGACGUGGAGGAGGUGAAGGAGCUGGAAGCCUUAUAUCUCAUUCAACGAGAUGGCAACGCCAAGGUGUUCGAGCGCGGGACGAGCAUGAUCUAG
Messenger RNA from Recurvomyces mirabilis, 861 nucleotides. RefSeq lists its product as uncharacterized. The coding region runs from base 1 to 861 and encodes 286 amino acids. The record is from RefSeq and is a predicted model, not a curated record. The transcript has a single exon. Gene Ontology annotation, biological process: tRNA wobble uridine modification. Gene Ontology annotation, cellular component: elongator holoenzyme complex. Lineage: Eukaryota; Fungi; Ascomycota; Dothideomycetes; Mycosphaerellales; Teratosphaeriaceae.